CCGCUAGCGAGAGGCGGCAGCCAGCCCCGAGAGAGGGCAGCCAGCCCGGGUGUGGAGCGCGGCGACCGGCGGAGCGCGUUUCCCUCGCUCGGCAGGCAGAGCCCUGCAGGCAGCAGGCGGGGAGGAUCAGCUCGGCUCCGCUCGGCGAGGUCGGCGCUGACGGCGGCGGGGGAACGGCCGUGCCGCAGCGCCAUGCCCGCCGCCCGACGGUGGCGGCUGCUCGCCCUCCUGCUGCUCUUCAGCUGUCGCUCCGCCGCCGGGGGCCACGGGUCCCCGCGGCCGUCGGGCCCGGGCAGGCAGAGCCCUCCGGCAGCCGUCCCCCCGACGGCCGGGAUCCCCGCGCUGCGGGGCGGUGAGCCCAACGUCUCCCGCCCGGCCGCGCUGCCCAAGGGCGGGGGGGCCGCCGGAGGGCGGCCGCGCUCGGCCUCGCCCCCCAUGUGUACGGGACAAACGGAGAUCAAGGAAACUUUCAAAUAUAUCAACACGGUGGUGUCCUGCCUCGUCUUCGUCCUGGGCAUCAUCGGCAACUCGACGCUGCUGCGGAUCAUCUACAAGAACAAGUGCAUGAGGAAUGGUCCAAACAUCCUCAUUGCCAGUCUGGCCCUGGGCGACCUGCUCCACAUCAUCAUCGACAUCCCCAUCAACGUCUAUAAGCUGCUUGCAGAGGACUGGCCCUUCGGUGUUGAAAUGUGCAAAUUAGUACCCUUCAUUCAAAAGGCAUCAGUGGGCAUCACAGUAUUGAGUUUGUGUGCCCUCAGUAUAGAUAGGUACCGAGCAGUUGCUUCUUGGAGUCGCAUUAAAGGAAUUGGAGUGCCGAAGUGGACAGCUGUUGAAAUUGUACUGAUCUGGGUUAUAUCGGUGAUAUUGGCUGUUCCAGAAGCUAUCGCAUUUGACAUGAUUACGAUGGAGUACAGAGGAAAGGAUCUUAGAAUCUGCUUACUUCACCCCACGCAGAAAAGCUCCUUUAUGAUGUUUUACAAGCAAGCUAAAGACUGGUGGCUGUUUAGCUUUUACUUCUGUUUGCCACUGGCUAUCACGGCAUUUUUCUAUACUCUCAUGACCUGCGAGAUGUUACGAAAGAAAAGUGGGAUGCAGAUCGCUUUAAAUGACCAUUUAAAACAGAGACGUGAGGUGGCCAAAACUGUGUUCUGUCUGGUACUUGUUUUCGCCUUGUGUUGGCUCCCACUUCACUUAAGCAGAAUAUUGAAGCUCACUAUUUAUGAUCAGAAGGACCCCAACAGAUGUGAACUUUUAAGCUUUUUUCUUGUGAUGGACUACAUUGGUAUUAACAUGGCUUCACUGAAUUCCUGCAUCAAUCCUAUAGCUCUGUAUUUGGUGAGCAAAAGAUUCCAAAACUGCUUUAAGUCAUGCUUGUGUUGCUGGUGCCAAUCCAAAGAUCUCUUGUCCAUGGAGGAAAGGCAGUCCUGUUUAAAGUUCAAAGCUAACGAUCACGGAUAUGAUAAUUUCCGCUCCAGUAACAAGUACAGCUCUUCGUAAAACAAGUGUCAAAGGCAUAUUCUCUUAUAUUAAUGCUGGUGUCUUUUUAAGUAAAAGUGGCAAUUACUUUUAAUGAGAUGGUAACGUUUAGAAAAAGCUAGUUUUGUGUUUGCACAAAAAAGUUUAUAAAAAAAAUAAUUGUCCCAAAACUGGGUCAUGUUCAAAAUCAUGGACAUUUAUAAAAUCAUCAUUUAUGGAACAUGAAGAAAAGCGUAGAAAGAACAAGUCAUUGUUAGCACUUGAAUACUUCUGAAUCAGCACUUCCAAAUCAUCCCCACUUCUUGUACAUUAACCAAUCAUUUGUAUUCACUAUAACAGUUGUAGGAACUGAAGUCACAGUAAUUACUAAGCUGUAUAAUAUAAUGUUAAUUGGAUCAAAGCCAUUAUUAUAUAUAACUCAAUGUAUUAUCUUUUAUAAAGCAGAUUAACCACCGUCACUAUUGUGGGGGUUUCUUUAAAUAAAACAUGAAAUACUUUGUAAUAGAAGUUUAAAUGUAAAAAAGUAGAAUUUCUAUAAGGGGUACUAUAGAGGUAGCUAAUGAAAAUAUUAAAGGAUGAAGUCAAGUCAAAAUUGCAUUUCACUCUGAUGAUUGUUUUUACCUGUUAGAAGGAACUUGCCAAGGCAUCUAUAAAUACCAUUCUGUAACCACUUUGUGUGUUCAGUACAUUUGGCAGCACUUCGGGUAUGGUCCCUUUCACCUUUUCCAUGUUAUCUGUGUUUAAUGACAGAGGAGGAGAGAGAAAAACACCAAAAGCAAAAAUUAAUGCUACUAGAACCAUACAAAUGAUGGCUAGUAUUGGAAAUCAGCUAUUCUUAACUGAAAACAAAUUGAUUGUACCCUUGUAAACAGUGGACAUUCAGGAGCCUGAUGGUUCUUUACUUGAGAUACUUUUGCAACAAUUCAAAACUGUUUCUGCAAUCCAAAUACUGCCUCAGGGCAAAACCCUUUAGAAAUAGCAGGUGGAAAAAAUGUAACAGAGGGAGAAUCUGAACUUGUAUUUUCAUUUAGAUUUAAAUCCUCAUGAAGAAAAUAACUCAUGAACUGUACUUCUAGAGAAUAGUACUAUGUAGCACACUCAUCUUCGUACUGUUUUAAAAUAAGUUCUACUUCUGUAGUUCCAUAUUUAUGGGCUGAAGAAGACGUGUGAUUAGUUUCUGCUUCUGUAAAUAGUUUAGUGAAGCAUAAUUAAUUAUAAAGUAUUAAAAUAUGGGCAGGACCCUAUAAGAAAACAGAAAGAUAAAGAUGCCUGUAGUAAACACGAUGCGUGUUGCCGGGAGCAACGUGUAUUUUGUACAUGCAUGACAGGUCAUUCUCUGGCUUUUCAUUUCCUAUUAAUUUGUUACAGAUGUCUCCAAAUACCUAUUAAAAUACCUCAUGCACCAAGGCAUGAGUUUUUCGAGAAAAAAUGUCAUAUAACAUGAUUUUAUAAAAGACGUUUUUCCAUAGGCAUGGUAUUUUAGUAUAAUAAAAAUAUUUAUCAAAACUCAGGAAUGUUUUUUAAUUUCCAAAUUUCACAUAUAAGGAUUUUUACCUUUUUUUUCCAGUCUUGAUUAAUUUCAGAUUUUUUAAUAAAGUGCCUUCAAUAAUGCUCAGGAUGAAAACAGUUUUCAUAAAAAUGUUCAGCUGAUGCUACCUUAGAUGGGUUUCAUCUCAUCUGACUUCAGGUAGCUACAGCUACCUUGCAGACAGCAAAAAGGAGGAGAGGUGAAUCCCAUUCCUAGUGUCGCCCCAUCAAAAGCUAGUACGUGUAUGCUUGUAUAAUCAAGCCGAGGACCUGCGCACAUGCAUUCAAGCAUGGGCAUAUGGAUAUGUGUGCAAGUGUGUAUUUUGUCUACCAUUAUUAGGUUGCUGUCAUCAUCUUUCUGCAGCACGUGUACCCAACUACUAUAAUGCUGAACUUUUAUAAAUAUAAAUCUAUUUAAAGCUUUGUUCUUUAUCAUUUUUACCUUAAUUUUCAUUUUAACUUUCUCACAAUAAGCCAUGAAUAUCACUUCACCCUGCCUACAUCUAUUUCUGUGAAAUGCGUUUCAUCUGUUGAGGAUGGAUAAUCAGUUAAAACCUAAGUUUGAUACUGAUCAGUGUUAUUUUCAUCAAAUUAUAUCAUUACAAUAUUGUACAUGUAUAUUAUUGUUAUUUUUAUUUAAAAUGUAGCUGUUGUAUUGGCAAAUAUGUAACAUAUUUUUCAUUUUUUCCUUGACUAAUUCUUUGUUAAGACAAGUCCUGCUAAGUCGGACAUCUACAUUUUGCAAAUAAAAACCAUAUGUACUUCCCACUUUUUGGAGUUAAUAUAUACGUAUUAGUAAACUUUUUAUCUUUUUUCUUUCCAAUAUUUUUCAAAGCAGUAUUUUUACUGAAGCUCUCAUUGCCUUAAGAAAAAUUUUCUAAACUUCUGUUGUCAUACAGUUAAAAGAAUACACAGGAGAGCUCUAAUGCCUGUGUAUUCUGCCUAAGAUUAAAUUUCUUAAUAUUGAAGACAGGCAUUUUCUGAAGUUGUCAGUACAGGUCUAUUCCUCCAUCCACUGAAAUCCAUGAAUGUUUAACUAUUCAGUUUAGUCAGAGCAGAAUUAGGGCACAGCAAUAGCUCUUUAAAAACCUAGCUGACAUUUGCAUUUGCUACCUUAAACAAAAAUGUUAAAGUGUUUUGUUUUUUGGGUUGUUUUUUUUUUUU
Messenger RNA from Columba livia (rock pigeon), 4167 nucleotides. RefSeq names its product endothelin receptor type B (gene EDNRB). The coding region runs from base 193 to 1497 and encodes 434 amino acids. The transcript has 8 exons. The record is from RefSeq and is a predicted model, not a curated record. Gene Ontology annotation, molecular function: endothelin receptor activity. Gene Ontology annotation, biological process: endothelin receptor signaling pathway; regulation of blood pressure; enteric nervous system development. Gene Ontology annotation, cellular component: plasma membrane. NCBI's taxonomy places the organism in Eukaryota, Metazoa, Chordata, Aves, Columbiformes, Columbidae.